AUGGCAGCCUGCUGUACCCAGUACUUAUUGCUCUUCUUCCUGCUGGGAGCCUCCCACUGGACUUUGGUCCAGAACCUUCGCUGCAUGGUGAGUAGAAUCCAGCGUUUGGAGGAAGAUCCAGGCCGAACCUUUGACUGGACUUCAAAGACUGAGAAGGUUGAGAGUUGCAAUUCUGGAGAACUUUGCCAGGAAACUGUGCUGUUGAUUAAAGCAGAAGGAACCAAGACUGUUGUUUUGGCCAGUAAGGGUUGCGCCGCUCAAGGACCAGAGUCAAUGACUCUGAUCCAGUACACCCCACCCCCUGGCCUGAUCGCCCUCUCCUUCAGUAACUACUGCAACAGCACCCUCUGCAACAGCAGAAGCAACAUAUCUCUAUUCUGGAACCCACCGGACACCACAGUAACUCCCAGUAUGCCAGGAAACCUCCGCUGCCCAACAUGUGUGGCUCUGGGGUCCUGUCCCAGUGCCCCCUCUCUGCCCUGUGCCAACAGUACGACUCAGUGCUAUCAAGGAAAACUUGAGCUCUCCGGAGGAGGAAUGGACUCCACCGUGCAUGUUAAAGGCUGCACCACUGCAAUUGGCUGCAGACUGAUGGCUUCAAUGACUUCAGUGGGACCCAUGACAGUGAAGGAGACCUGCAGUUACUACUCUUUCCUCCAGCCCAGAAAGGCAGAAGGAAGUAAUAGGGCCUCCUGGAUGCUCACCUCACUGUGGGUGCUGGAGCUGCUGUUGCCCACACUGCUGGUGGCCCUGAUCCACUUCCCCUAG
This is a messenger RNA of Microtus oregoni (creeping vole), 768 nucleotides long. RefSeq names its product testis expressed 101 (gene Tex101). Bases 1 to 768 code for a protein of 255 amino acids. Gene Ontology annotation, biological process: regulation of flagellated sperm motility; binding of sperm to zona pellucida. Gene Ontology annotation, cellular component: plasma membrane; plasma membrane raft. The record is from RefSeq and is a predicted model, not a curated record. The transcript has 5 exons. Lineage: Eukaryota; Metazoa; Chordata; Mammalia; Rodentia; Cricetidae.